AAAAUGGUCGCAGAGAAGUACAGCCAUGCCGAUCCUGAGCUGAAGCAGGAAUUAAGUACGAUCGCCCGGCAGAUUGUAGGAUCCGGCAGGGGCAUCCUCGCCGCCGACGAGUCAACCGCGACGAUAGGCAAGCGUCUUCAGGACAUCAACGUCGAGAAUAAUGAGGAUAACCGCAGGGCCUACAGACAGCUGCUUUUCACCACAGCGAAGGACGUCAUCAGUCAGCACAUCUCCGGGGUGAUCCUCUUCCACGAGACCCUCUACCAGAAAGCCGACGACGGCACGCCGUUCGUCGAGUUACUGAAGGAGCGUAACAUCAUCCCCGGCAUCAAGGUCGACAAAGGCGUGGUGCCGCUUUUCGGCACGGACAACGAGUGCACGACCCAGGGUCUCGACGACCUGCAGGCGCGCUGCAUCCAGUACAAGAAGGACGGCUGCCACUUCGCCAAGUGGCGAUGCGUGCUGAAGAUCACCAAGGACACGCCGAGCAAGCUCGCGAUCUUGGAGAACGCCAACGUGCUGGCGCGCUACGCCUCUAUCUGCCAGAGCGCCAGGAUCGUGCCGAUCGUGGAGCCUGAGAUCCUGCCCGACGGCGAUCACGAUCUCGCCCGUUGCCAAAAGGUGACGGAAGAGGUCUUGGCGGCCGUUUACAAGGCGCUCUCGGACCACCACGUGUACCUCGAGGGCACUCUGCUGAAGCCCAACAUGGUGACGCCAGGCCAGAGCUGCCCGACGAGAUCGACUCCGCAGGAAAUCGCGGCGGCGACGGUGACCGCGUUGAUGCGCACCGUGCCACCGGCGGUACCCGGCAUCACCUUCCUCAGCGGCGGCCAGUCCGAGGAGGAGGCGUCGGUCAAUCUGGACGCCAUUAACAAGUUCCCGGCGAAGAAACCCUGGGCGCUCACCUUCAGCUACGGCCGCGCUCUUCAAGCCUCCGUGCUCCGCGCCUGGGGUGGCAAAGCCGACCAGGUCGCCGCCGGCCAGGAAGAACUGAUCAAGAGGGCCAAGGCCAACAGCGAGUCAGCGCUCGGCAAGUACGCGGGUGGCGUUAGCGGCGCCGCGGGAGACGCGGCGCUCUUCGUCGCCAACCACGCGUAUUAGGUCGACCCGUAGAAAGAUGCAAAAGAGUACCGUUAAACGCGAGACUAAGUCGCCGAACUGGAAACACCUCGCAGGGUCAUCAUCAUCGCCGUCGUUUCCCAUCGUAUCCGCGCAAAGAAGAAAGAAUUCCACCGGGGAGGAGAGAGGGGAUCAAGGACGAUCCGGACGUACGAAGACGCACCAAGCCUAAAUCAAGAUCGCUCGUCACUAAGCUUUACCGUGACACCGUUUUUCACGGAUAAUUGUGUAUUCCUAAAUCGAGUUUUAACCGGCCGGACUUUCGGUUUCAUCUCUGUCUUCUUUCUCGAGCGAAGUUCGAUCGAUCGAGUAGCGAUCUUAAUUUGAUCCCACGUCAUCCGGUCCGAUUCCGUAACUCGGGCUGAUAUUUUGUACAGCGAAUUCACUCGGAAGAUCGACUGAAAGCUUGCGGGGAACCUCGUGCGGGUUGUCCUGUGCGGCAGCCGAUUUGUCCGACACGGUCAACUUGACCGAGGAGGACCUUGCGAGGAAUGUGUACGAAAUAUCGAGCCGGGAAAUUUCCUUUCCGAUGAGCCUUUGACUUCUUCUCGAUAUUUUUCCUCUCGAUGCGUUUUAUUUUCGCGAUAUCUACGAGAUCCACCGGCAUCGAUGAUCGAAGAAUGAAAAAGAUUCAGGCGUUACGCACCGAUCGCGAACAGAUUUCGCGACACCCGAUAUUACGCGCGAUACGUGAUUAUUAUAUAUUCUGUAACACUACGAGAUAUACAAAGCAGAUAUAAAUAUAAAUAUAUAUAUAUAUAUGUAUAUAUAUAUAUACAUAUAUAUAUUGUCAAUGUCGUUAUACGGUAUUCUACGUGUAAAAAAAAUAAUAACAGCGCACGAAAAAAAAGAACUAAGCAAAAUAAAGCGAAUAAUAAAUGUUGUUUGUUAGCGAAUGAGUCGAGUAUUACAAAAUCGUGCUAUAUUGUGUCAUCUAAUUAUACAAUAUUAUAUGUAUCUUGCAUAGAAAUUCGAGUAAUCUAUAUUUGAAAACUAUCUCGUACGUCAAUGUUAUACCUAAAUAUUUUCAUUGUAAUCUAGGUCACCAAAUACAACUGUGGAGGGCAAAAAAAGA
This is a messenger RNA of Dinoponera quadriceps, 2194 nucleotides long. It is a transcript of the gene Ald1, whose product is annotated as fructose-bisphosphate aldolase. Gene Ontology annotation, biological process: fructose 1,6-bisphosphate metabolic process; glycolytic process. Gene Ontology annotation, molecular function: fructose-bisphosphate aldolase activity. Gene Ontology annotation, cellular component: cytosol. The record is from RefSeq and is a predicted model, not a curated record. Lineage: Eukaryota; Metazoa; Arthropoda; Insecta; Hymenoptera; Formicidae. Bases 4 to 1101 code for a protein of 365 amino acids. The transcript is spliced from 4 exons.